Musa acuminata AAA Group (dessert banana) is the source of this 1152-nucleotide messenger RNA. RefSeq names its product probable 2-oxoglutarate-dependent dioxygenase AOP1.2. The record is from RefSeq and is a predicted model, not a curated record. NCBI's taxonomy places the organism in Eukaryota, Viridiplantae, Streptophyta, Magnoliopsida, Zingiberales, Musaceae. The transcript has 3 exons. The coding region runs from base 256 to 999 and encodes 247 amino acids. Gene Ontology annotation, molecular function: 2-oxoglutarate-dependent dioxygenase activity.
UCGCAGCAGAAUCGGAGGAAGAGAAAGACGGCAUGUCCACCGAGACCUUCCACCACAAGCUGGACUUCACCGGGCUGUCCCUGGAGAAGGCAGGAACUCCGGAAUGGGAGCGGGUGCGGGCGCAGAUGAUGGAGGUGGUGGCGAAUAAGCAAAACUGGUUCGAGGCCGUGUACGAUGGAGUCGCCCCCGAGCUUCGGGAGGCGCUCUUCGGGCGCACCAUGAAGGAGCUCUUCGCGCUCCCCCGCGGACGUGAAGAUGCGCAACACGUCGAACAAGCCGCAUCACGGCUACAUCGGCCAGUUCCCGGGCUUGGAUUACGAGGCCCUGUCCGUCUUCGACGCGCACCUGGUCGAAGGCACUCGGAGCUUUACCGAGCUCAUGUGGCCCGAGGGAAACCCGAGCUUUUGCGACACAGUGCACUCCGUCGGAAGGCAGCUGAGCGAGCUGGAGAAGAUGGUGCGGAGGAUGCUCCUGGAGAGCUUGGGCGUGGUCAAGCACUUGGACCGCCAGAACAGUGAGCUCACGUUCGGCCUCCGGAUGGCCAAGUACGGCACUCUCACAUCUCAGGAGGCGACGGUCGUGCUGUCGCCCCAUGUCGACGAAACCACAGUCACCCUAGUUGUGCAGCACAAGGUGGCAGGCCUCCAAGUGCUAACCGCGGAUGGCGAGUGGCUCACGGUGCCUCUAUCCCCCAAUUCGUAUCCGGUAAUGAUUGGACAAGCACUGCAGGGCUGGAGCAAUGGAAGACUUAAUGCUAAACGGCAUCGUGUAUUGGUCGGCGGCGGGGAGACCAGGUAUUCCGUAAUCUUUGGGUCCCACCCAAAGGACGACGUGAUGGUGCAAGUUCUCGAGGAGCUGGUCGACGAAGAGCACCCCUUGAUCUACAAGCCAUUCGGCUAUCUCAGCUUUGUGAACUUCAGCCACUCGGAGGAAGGCAUGAAAUCGGACGAUUCGCUCAAGGCGUACUGCGGGGUACAAGUCGAUGAAGCGGGAGCCUGAUCUCCCACCCACGCUUGGUGUUUCGCAUCAUCAUCCCUCGUCGAUCCGUAUGCUUGCUUUCCUUUGUCGUUUCCGUGUUUCUCGAAUAAAACUCUGUCGUUUUCUUCACUUACUUUUGUGCGUGUUUCCUUUAUCCAAUAUCUUUAAUGCAAA